AAAACAGCCACACACACGCACUCACGGCAGCUUCAUAUGACGCGGCGCAGACCUGCGGAUUUCCAAACACCUCUGCGCUAUUUUUUUGACUCUCUUACAUAAGAAGACGCUCCUUUUUACUUCUUUUUUAAAUUCUCUUUUCGUCCCGAUGUGCGGGAUGUGCGCGACUUUUGAGCUUUAGUUGCUCGGAUGGUUCCAGGAGCGCUUUCCAAGUGCGCAAAAACGUGCCUUCUGCCAUUCAACCGACUGAUGCCCCCCUCUCUGUCUGAGUCGCAGUGAAUCAUGUCACGCCGGAAGCAGAAGCGACCCCAGCAUCUCGUUAACGCGGAUCCGGGGGGCCCACGGCUGCUAUCUCACGAUGAUCACCUGGGCAUGAAGUCACCAUCCACAUCUCUUGGCUCAGAAGUGACCUCAUCAGGAUCGUCCUCCUCAUCCCCCACCUCUCUUCAAGACUGCCAGCCGCCUCUGGCCCCUCGCCCAUCCCCUGGUGGGCUCCACGCGCCCUCCUUGCCCAGUGAGAGCUCACCUCCUCCCCACUGGCCCAGCCACAUCGCCCCCUUCACCACAUCCCUCCCAAACACCCACUCUUCCCUCUCCCCAGACUUCCCUCACCCCUCGCUGUCAUCCCAAACUCACUCACCUCCUCCCUUGGGUCAAACCUCAGGUUCCCACAGCCUGUCCCACCAAGGAAACUCUCACUCCACCAUGACCUCCCCCCCGAUGGGCAGCUCAGCCACCACCACUACCUCCUCCUCCUCUUCCUCCUCCUCCUCUUCUCAGUGUGUGCCGCCUCACCGCGACAGCGCCAGUCCAGGUCAUCAGCAGGCCUCAAGCUCUCCGGGGCAGCAGGGACAGAUUCAGGUCUCGCCAACCCUGGCUGUGCUCCUGGAGGAGCUGAGGGUUUUACAGCAGAGGCAAAUCCACCAGAUGCAGAUAACAGAGGAGAUCUGUAGGCACGUUCUGAGGCUCGGAGGCGCUGUCUUUGGCCAAGAUAGUAACAACACACAAGCCAGUGGUGCAGACAGCAACCAGAAGUCCACAGGAGCAGCAUCUUCGUCACCAACACACCCCUCCACUGCCACGCCAGUAACCACAGCCUCAUCGCUCUUGACUGGCCUCCCAUCUUCCCUCUUCCCCCAGCCAUCCGUCUCCAAGUCAGGUACUUCACAUGUCAAUGGCAGCAGAGCUUCAUCCUCCUCUACCUCUUCUUCAUUAUCUUCCUCGUCUAUUUCAUCUACCAUCAGCUCCUCUGCAGCCUCCCUACACCCUCUGUCCUUGUCAUUGGGGCUACCGCCACGCUACCUCCACGAGAAAUCAUCCAACACUUCCUCGUUUGGUCAUAGCAAUGGUAUCAGUUUCCCGACUCCUCCCCUUCCUACCACCAGUCAUUCCCAGGAUCUCCAGCCCAGCUCCUCCCUGGGCUCUGCCUCCUCUUCAGGACGCCCUCAACAUGUGUGCCGUUUUUGUGGGAAGGUGUUAAGCAGCGACUCAUCACUCCAGAUCCACCUGAGGUCACAUACAGGUGAAAGGCCCUACCAGUGUCCAGUCUGCUUGAGCCGUUUUACAACCAGAGGGAACCUCAAAGCUCAUUUCCUGCGACACAGAGAGCAGAACCCAGAGCUGUCCCUCUCCCUGCUGCCCCCAGCACUGUCAGAGCAAACACAGAGUGCUCCCGGUCCCAUCCAGAGGAGGAGAAAACGGCGGGCUGAUGAUGACGAGCCAUUUAAUGCAGUGAAAGGAAGCAUUCCCGGGAUGGCAGACAACAUGGCUUCUUUAGGAUUCCUGUCUGGUGCAUCUGCUCGGCCCUCGCCCUCCUCUCUACCUCUGCCCCCCUCAGUGGAUAUGGCGUUGCUGUCCACAGCCCAUUCACUGCUACAGCUGAACAGAGCCUCGGCUGCAGCUGCUGCCAGCGCAUCUACCACCGGACUGCCUUCCUCAUCUUCGUCCUCGUCUUCCACCUCCACCAUGGGCAGCCAGUUCAAAGGAGCAAAGCAGCAGCGAUUUGAUGAAAACACCCCCCCUCACUCCACCCUCCAUACAACCUCCCCAUAUUCCCAGCUGGCCCACCUCCCCAAGAUUCUCUUCCCUGGCGGUACCUCCCCUCAUCACCUUGCACUUCUCCGGCCCCCGGGCCACCCAUCGGCCUCCCACCUCACUUCACCUCAUCAGCUACCCUUCCCCUUUCCACCUUUCCCCAAACCAUCAACCUCCUCCCCCUCUUCAUCCUCUCCCACCACCUCUAUCCAGACCUCAGACACCUCCAAGCUGCAGCGCCUGGUACAGAAGCUUGAAAAGCAGCCACAAGGAGGUGCCUCUUCUUCGUCCACCUCCUCGCAAUCACCUGCUGAAGCAAACGGGGACACACAUGGCCAUGACUUGUCCACCACCUCCAGUGCCUAUCGCAGGGAAAUGUUAGCUGCUCUCGGCCUGAGCCCAAGUGCCAAUGCUGCUGGAUUAGUGACCAGCCAGGGAGUCUCAGGUUCUAGCACUACAACAACAACGACUACCCCUUCUCUGCCUACAGUUCAGGCUGCAAAUCAGUGUGGAGUGUGUCUGCGUGUCCUCAGCUGCCCCAGAGCUCUGCGUUUGCACCAGGCCACACAUCUGGGAGAGCGCCCAUUCCCUUGUAAGCUGUGUGGCCGUUCGUUCUCCACCAAGGGCAGCCUCAGGGCCCACCUGGCCACUCACCGCGCAAGACCAGCCAACUCCCGUGCCUUAAACUCCUGCCCAUUGUGCCCACGCAAGUUCACCAAUGCUGUGGUUCUUCAGCACCAUAUCCGCUUGCACCUAGGAGGGCAAAUACCACCUGAUGAAGAUAUACCUCCUGAAGAUGUGGCGGAAACACAGGAUGCUGUCUUCAAUGACAAUAACUCCCCAUCUAAAGCCCAACAACUUCUCCCUCUGGCCUUAACAACAAGGUCCAAGUCUCCAGCUGAAGCUCUCAACUCAGGGUCGAAGAAAUCCACAGCAGCUGAUGCCACCUCUGUGAAGACGGAAGAAUCGGAAGGCUCAACACCCAGUGUUAGCCCACCCCUGACCCGUAAUCCCCCCUCAGUGGGAGUUGAGGACCCCCUGCAUCUGGGAGACAACGCCCUAGCUGAUGGUAGCCCCGCGAACGGCUCCAUGUACUCUGAGGAGGAGACCCACACUGACCUGGGCAGCACCAGCCCAUUCAAAGCACCCUUAGCUAGUUCUCAUUCAGAUGUAGUGAAUAAAGACGCAGAGGCAGAUGACACCCCUUUGUCUCUCUGUGUUUCAAAGCCUGGAUUAGAAAAUGAUGCAGAGGUUAGUAAUGAUGAAGCCUGCUCCACAGAAAAGCCCACCACAAGUCCUGAUCCUAGCCCCAAACCACCAGCUGCGAAUCCCUCACCUGCACUCACCCCACCUGCCAGCCCAAAAGCUAUUCCUGAAGCAGAAGAGGCCUGUGGCAGUCAACCACAGGAGGCACAGGAGAGAGAUGCAGCCCAAAGCAAAGGCAUUAGUGAGACCACCAGAGAGCCUUUACCAGUGUUGGAUCCAGAGCCGGAGAAGGACGCUCCCAUGGAGGGGGGUCAUGGUGUGCAGGAAAAGCCCUCAGAGGACCCAGAGCCCCCUGUCCCAGCACCAGCACUGCACACCCAGCCUGCUCGUCCUGACAAACCCUACAGCUGCUCCCAGUGUGGAAAGGCAUAUGCCAGCCGUAGUGGACUUAAGGGCCAUAUGAAAACUCACCCUGGAGUGUCAACCAACACCCCCUCCAAGGCUCAAACCAAUGACACUGAUAUUGCAGAGGAACCCAGCUCACAUUCAGCCAAUAAGAACCCGGUACAGCAGGAGGAAAAGCAGGGAUUGGCUCAAUCCUCGGGAGAAGGUGACAGCACAGAUCCUCUACCCAUCAGUGUUGUUUCUAAUGUGGCGGCCGAGCCUAUGGACACUACUGCGUAGACAAGUUAGCAUCCUUAAAUGACAGUCUUUAAAAAGGGUCCUGACAAGGGAAUGUAUUUUUUUAAUAGAAUAAGAUUUGUUUUCUAGAGUUAUUAAUUCUAAUUCAUGUUUACCUUUUGUAUUAGGCAGAUAGAUCUAGUUUGUAUUGUAGUAACAUUGCAAGAGAUUUGUGAAUGUAGUAUUUUAGCCAUGUAUUUUUGUAUUUCAAAGACCACAGUGAGGCCUUAUCUUACACACUUCACAGAAUUGUCACAAUGAGAAUUAAUUGUUUGCGCUUUUCUUUUGCUGACACCUAUUUCAGCACAUACUUUCUAAGCUGAUUGGAAUAAGAGGGACGGUCCAGCGUUUAACAAGAUGAACUCCAUACCAAAACAGGCCAAAUUAGUAAUGGCCAAUGAUUGUAAAUAUGAGCUGCGGUUACAUUUAUGCCUUUUUAUUGUUACUUUCUUCUUUCCUUUGUUUUAAUGCCAUGCUGCUGAAAGCAUGUUUAAGAUGUGCUGAGUUGCACUGCGAGUUGCACUGUGUCCUGUGCUGCCGAAACAUCUUCUUAAAGGCAUACUUCACCAUCACAUAAUCAUUUGUAUGUCAUUUACUCACCCCCUGUUGCACUGAAUUUCAGAGGAAAAUGUUGUUUUUUCUGGAAUGCAACCACAGUGAACAAAGAAUCAAAAAAUGGAGAAAAUUCUUGAUAAACUGAACUCAUAGGGAUCCAGGUUUAACAGCUGCAGAACUAUAUAUAAACAUCUGUUUACAAACUCUCACACAACUCGUGAGGUAUAAUCUAAGUCUUCACAAACAUGCAUUUUGACUAAAACCUUACUAUUUAAACAGUCUCAUGCGCAAAUGAGAUGUGGCUUAGGGACUGUCCCAAUCUUCAUGGACACAUUACUUUAUAUACAGAGUGCAUCAGAAAUGAAACCCUAAAACCUGGAAAUGAUUUAUCAUUUUAGCACUCCAGGUUCUCUUGUCUUAGAGUCUUAGGGUUUUUUGUUAGAUGCCUGAAAUAAGGUCUGUGGGUAACACAAGCUUAAGAAAUGUUCACGUUUUGUUUUAUGACAUAAAAUGCGUCAGACAAUACCCCACAUGUGAAUUUUGAAACUUUCAUGUGUCUUAAAAAGGUGGUUUCUAACAAGUAGCUAAAUGAGACUACAGAAUGUCAUCGCGCCGAACCGACUUGACAGCCUCGUUCAGGUGGCAACGUUAUGUUGUGUCACUGUGGUGUAGUGUGUUUAUAGCCGAACAUCAGGUUUUUACUUUUAGGGAUUGCAUUAAAGCUUUUAAAAAUCAUUAAAGUGGUGUUCAAUUGCGAGGAGUAUCUUACUGAACAAAACGUGUAGCUAUAAUAAACAUUUGUUAGCCAAAGAGCUUAUUUUCUGCAAUAGGCCUAAUCCAAAAUCCAAUGGAAACCCCAUUGACUUUUUUGACGAGGGAACCAGGCUGACACUAACUUUCAUGUAAUCAUCGCUGGAGCACUCUAUAGUCCCAGCUAAAGUUAGAUAAUGUUAGCAAAACUCUAGCUAACUAGCUAGCCUACGCAAAGCUACAUCAAGAGGAGCAAGCCUCAUUUCAGAUCAGCAUCAGCCAGAUUUGCAUCGUCCUUACUUCUGUGGUAACUUUAAAGAGAUUUGGACAGAUCCAGUGGUUGCUGACAUAAUUUUAAGAUCAGAUGAAUUAUCGUUAGCCAAAUCAAAGCUAACGUUCCUUUCUUUUUAUUACCACCAUAAGGCUGCGUGCUGCCCCGAAGUAACUAGCGUACCUUUCUACAGUAAAGAGAGACAAACAUUAGGUCUGCUCCAGGUCAGUAAUAAAUUCAUAGAGUACUUUCAAUGUUGACUGAUAGUCUUGUCAUCCUCUCGUCAUUUUGCCUUGUUCAUAAAAGAUAAUAUCAUGAUCGUUUGCUUCUUAAGCAAUAGCCUAUUGCUUGAAGCCGAAAAACUAUCUAAUAAACAAUGUGGCCCCCGGCUAAGCGGAAUGGACACCGCCAUGCUUUUUUGGUCAAGUUUGUUCAACGGGCGAGACUAAGAUUUGGUCAGUUCAUCAAGAAUGUUAGACUUUUUUGGAUUCUUCGUCCACAUAGGAGGAAUGCGAGAAAAACAAAGUUGUCUUCCCAUUUUCAACAUAACAAGCGGGGAGUAAUUGAUGUACAAAUGAUCAUUUAGGGGGGUGAAGUAUUUCUUUAAACAAACACAUUAGCAAUGGUGAUAACCAUGACGAUAAUGAUGACGAUGAUUGUGUUGGAUUAUCCGUACUUCUGUGAACACUCCUUGUACUUACAAAAUUUGCUAGCAGCAAAUUAUUCAUACUGAUGAUUGUAAAUGUUUUUUUUUCUUGUUGUCGACGCGAUCUGAAGAGUCAAGGAUGAGUCCGUUAUAACUCCCCCUCCUUUAUCUUUCCUUCUCCCCCUCUUCUUCCCGCUGCUCUCCUCUCUCAGAGCACUUGAGAGUUUUCUGCUCCUGCAGAAAUAGUCUGCACUGCAUUCCUGCUUUGCCCAGUUUUAUAUGCUCUGUAAACCCCUUUUUUUUGUAGCAAUGACAAAAUGUGUUCCCAUGCCUCCCAUGUGAUGUAUAAAAGAUAAAUAAAACAAUGUGAA
Messenger RNA from Epinephelus lanceolatus (giant grouper), 6514 nucleotides. RefSeq lists its product as uncharacterized. The record is from RefSeq and is a predicted model, not a curated record. Lineage: Eukaryota; Metazoa; Chordata; Actinopteri; Perciformes; Serranidae. Gene Ontology annotation, cellular component: nucleus. Gene Ontology annotation, biological process: regulation of transcription by RNA polymerase II. Gene Ontology annotation, molecular function: DNA-binding transcription factor activity, RNA polymerase II-specific; RNA polymerase II cis-regulatory region sequence-specific DNA binding.